Molecule: messenger RNA, 1204 nt
Organism: Gasterosteus aculeatus aculeatus (three-spined stickleback)
Lineage: Eukaryota; Metazoa; Chordata; Actinopteri; Perciformes; Gasterosteidae
Gene: ebi3
Product: Epstein-Barr virus induced 3
Cellular component (GO): membrane
Molecular function (GO): protein binding; cytokine receptor activity
Source: RefSeq, a predicted model, not a curated record
GUACAGACACAGACGACACAGGCUGUAACUUUGUUAUCUCUGUACUUUGACAUGUGCAGUCAAGUCGAGCGUUACAGAAAAUUCCAUAGCUAAGAACAACGCAGCCACAGAGUAGAGCGGUUGAUAUCUUGUUCAGUACAGCAGCUACCGAGCUAUUUAGACCGCUGGGCUCAGGUCAUCAUUUCUCUUACUAGAAGCUCCGAUGGCUGCGACGGCUGCCAGUGUGUGCGUCACUGUGACUCUCCUUGUGUGUGUUAUGGGAGGUCAAGCCCUGGAGCUGCUGCGGGUGACUUCGACAUCAGGCAAUCCUCCCUCCGUUCCCACGGUAAAUUGUUGGUGCGCGAGCUACCCGAAUAUGACCUUUUGCUCCUGGCCCGAAUCCUCUCGCUCCCCACCAACACACUACAUUGCCACUUACAGUGAGAGACACAGACACCUGGUCACCAAGCCGUGCCGACUCAUCCAACCAGGCACUGCAUCCUCUGACCUGGUUUCAGCACCGUCACCCUCAUCGGAGCGGCUCUGGCACUGCCACCUUCCCAACCUGAAGCUCCUCACUAACUACAUCCUCAAUGUGACGGCAGUUUCUGCUGGUGGAAGCAGCUCCCAUCUAUCAACUUUCAUGUUGGAGGAUAUAGUGAGGCCAGAUCCCCCCGUAGACGUCCGGGUUUCCCCUCAUGACACAAAAAACCUGUUGCUGGAAUGGUCUCAUCCCCCGACUUGGACUGACCUGAAAAUCUUCCCCCUGAAAUACCAGAUCCUGUACGAGUGGGAAAACAGGGGCACUACGAAGUCUGUCAAUCUGGGUCCAUUUGAGGGCACCAGGGUUGAACUGAACGGGCUGACGGCAGGGAGGACCUACCUGUUCCGGGUGUGUGCAAAGGAGCUGCUGGGUCUGGGCGAGUGCAGCGCAUGGAGCUCACCCGUAAAAUACACCAUACCAAGAGCCAAAUCCUAGAUUUAUUUAACCCUCUUCUUUAAAGCCAGCAGGGAUGUAAACUCAAGAAGCAUCUUUACAUGCACGAUUAAUGUAAGCAACAGUUGUGUUUUUUUUUUGUUUUAUUUAUUAAGGAAAGAAAUGGAUACAAUUUUUACAGUGUAAUAUUUAUGUUGAAUAUUGUGUUGUAUUAUUUUAUCAUACUGUACAUUUGAGUCGCUUGUCUCUGGUUCAAAUGAUAAACUGUAUAAAUCAUUGUGAUCAAUG